This is a messenger RNA of Coffea eugenioides, 1117 nucleotides long. RefSeq names its product probable calcium-binding protein CML22. Gene Ontology annotation, molecular function: calcium ion binding. The record is from RefSeq and is a predicted model, not a curated record. The coding region runs from base 83 to 862 and encodes 259 amino acids. NCBI's taxonomy places the organism in Eukaryota, Viridiplantae, Streptophyta, Magnoliopsida, Gentianales, Rubiaceae. The transcript has 5 exons.
CCUCUUCCCUUUCUAUCAUAUACAGAUAGAUUCUAGGAGUUAAGCAGCAAUUUCUUUCUUUGUUCUUCCAGACUCCAAACCCAUGAAAGAUUCACCAGUUAAUGAUUUACCUACUGCUGGCUAUCUUGAAGGCACCUUUCGCCGUUAUGCUGAUCUGAAGCUGUUGUCAGGUAAGGUGGUAGGGAUGUUCUGUUGUCAUAAACCACAAAGCAAGUAUGAGAGGCUGGAUCGUAAGCUUGAAAAGAGGAUGAUUGAGAUUAAGAAAAGUGCCUCAGGACAAAGCAACUUCAGAUCAAUCAAUAGCAUAAUCAUGAAAUUCCCCCAGUUCAAAGAGGGAUUGAAAGAGAUAAGAGACAUUUUCCGACAGUACGAUGAAGAUAACAAUGCAACCAUUGAACGUGAAGAACUAAAAAAAUGCUCUCAGGAAUUGCAGUUAACAAUCAGAGAGGAGGAAAUUGAUGAUCUUUUCUACUAUUGUGAUAUAAAUGAAAAUGAAGGCAUACAACUCAAUGAGUUUAUUGUUCUUCUGUGUCUCAUAUAUUUCCUAACGGAUUAUUCCAUCCCUUCUCAUACUGCAUCAGAUAUUCUUUCGCCACAGCUUCAAGCUACUUUUAAUAUUAUAAUUGAAGCAUUCUUGUUCCUUGAUAAAAAUGGCAAAGGGAAAUUGAACAGGAAAGAUGUUGUCCAGGCACUGAAUGAGGCUUCUUCUUUGGAGAGAUCACCCUCUCACGUGACUCACACUCGAUUCAAAGAAAUGGACUGGAACAGAAAAGGCAAGGUUGGCUUCAGGGAGUUUCUCUUUGCUUUCAUCGACUGGGUUGGAAUGGACUCAGAUGAUGAAGCUAUUGAGAUAGAAAAUUAGCUGGAUCCAGAUCUGCAAGGCAGAAAGCAAGAUACAAUCUGCAGGAGGUCAGAGUUGAUUGAUGUGUACACGUGACAUAAAGCGCGUUGCAUAUCAGUGUGCAUAAGUGGCCAAUUACACGUACGUUUAUUACUUUCAGCUGAAAAAGCUGAAAUCUCACUUCUGUUUCAUACUUUUGUGUGUUUUGCUGUUUCUUUCCCCAUAAGAUUUCUUAAGAUCUGUAGUCUAUACUUUGUAUCAAUGAAUUGAACUGUU